AUGAGGUGCAGGAAACACCUUAACGAUUUCAGUAACAAUAUCGGCGUUUGCGCCUCUUGCCUCCGUGAACGACUCUUCUCCUUAGUCGCUGCUCAGGAACAAGAAAAUCGCCGGACAUCGGAGCCGCAACCGUCUCAACCUGUGUUUCCCCGUUCUGUAUCGCCUUAUGUUUGUCGCCGGAAAUCGGACAGCGGUGAUUUCAGCCACGAUAAGAGAUUAUCGGAACAGUUGUUCUUCUCUACUCCUCAGGUUAGGCCAACUACAGCCUUUGAUGUCACAGGUAGUGUCUGGAAGAGGAAAAAGGAUAAUAAACCUUUCUCCUUCUUGAGAAGACUGUUCAGAUCUAAAUCGGAUACUACCGAUUCCGUUUCGAAUCCACGAGAUUCGUACGCUUCGUCAUCUUCAUCUCCUUCCUGGUUUGCGUCGAUGUUAUCAAGCAAGCGGAAGAAGAAAUCGCGUUUGUUUUCUCUAGAUGAAUCUACCGGUCGAAACGGCGGUCGAACGAUGACGCGUUACCGAGAUCGUGGAAUGUCGCCGGUGAGAGGUUUAAACGGCGGUGUAGAUGAAGAAGAAUGGAGCGGUUACUCGUCGGAAUCGUCUCAGGGAUUCAAGCAUACGCCGCGUAAGGUGGCUCAAUCGGUUCGGCGUAGCGGCGUUACCGGCGUAGGACGGAUGAAUCACUCGUUAAACGUGUCUGGAUUGAACUUCUGUUUGAGUCCUUUGGUCCGUGCAAGCCCUAGCAGACAAUGGAGUCAAAAGGGAAUUCCAUCGGAAUUAGCGUUUUCCGGUGAGCUCAAGGUCCCGGCGGCAAAGUUUCACCUCUCAAACGCGAACGCAAACGCAAACGCGGCAUCGUUCAGACCAAGCAGAUCGCGGAAACUAGCCGAUUUUGGAAGGACGAAUAACAACCAUUAA
Messenger RNA from Impatiens glandulifera, 915 nucleotides. RefSeq lists its product as uncharacterized. The coding region runs from base 1 to 915 and encodes 304 amino acids. The transcript has a single exon. The record is from RefSeq and is a predicted model, not a curated record. NCBI's taxonomy places the organism in Eukaryota, Viridiplantae, Streptophyta, Magnoliopsida, Ericales, Balsaminaceae.